Molecule: messenger RNA, 1112 nt
Organism: Chrysochloris asiatica (Cape golden mole)
Lineage: Eukaryota; Metazoa; Chordata; Mammalia; Afrosoricida; Chrysochloridae
Gene: WDR83
Product: WD repeat domain 83
Exons: 9
Coding region: 12-959 (315 amino acids)
Biological process (GO): mRNA splicing, via spliceosome
Cellular component (GO): catalytic step 2 spliceosome
Molecular function (GO): protein binding
Source: RefSeq, a predicted model, not a curated record
AUCUCGGAGCUAUGGCUUUUCCUGAGCCAAAGCCGCGGGUCCCAGAGCUGCCGCAGAAACGGUUAAAGACGCUGGACUGCGGACAGGGUGCGGUGCGAGCCGUGCGUUUUAAUGUGGAUGGCAACUACUGCCUGACGUGCGGCAGCGACAAGACCCUGAAGCUGUGGAACCCGCUGCGGGGGACGCUUCUGCGCACGUACAGUGGCCAUGGCUACGAGGUGCUAGACGCGGCCGGCUCCUUUGACAACAGCAGUCUCUGCUCCGGCGGCGGGGAUAAGGCCGUGGUGUUGUGGGACGUGGCAUCGGGUCAAGUUAUACGCAAAUUCCGAGGCCACGCAGGGAAGGUGAACACCGUACAAUUUAACGAAGAGGCCACAGUGAUCCUAUCUGGCUCUAUUGAUUCCAGCAUCCGCUGUUGGGAUUGCCGCUCGAGGAAGCCUGAGCCGGUGCAGAAGCUAGAUGAGGCCAAGGAUGGCAUAUCCAGCGUGAAGGUGUCGGACCAUGAAGUCCUGGCAGGCUCCGUGGACGGUCGAGUAAGGCGAUAUGACCUGAGGAUGGGGCAGCUCUUCUCUGACUACGUGGGCAGCCCUAUCACCUGCAUCUGCUUCAGCCGGGACGGGCAGUGCACCCUGGUGUCCAGCCUGGACUCAACGUUGCGGCUUCUAGACAAAGAUACAGGAGAGCUACUGGGCGAAUACACAGGCCAUAAGAACCAGAAGUACAAGCUAGACUGCUGCCUAAGUGAACGUGACACACAUGUGCUCAGCUGCUCUGAGGAUGGGAAGGUGUUUUUUUGGGACCUGGUGGAGGGGGCACUGGCCCUGGCCCUGCCUGUGGGAUCCGGUGUGGUACAAUCGCUGGCCUUCCAUCCCACUGAGCCCUGCCUGCUGACUGCCAUGGGGGGCAGUGUCCAGUGCUGGCGGGAAGAGGCCUAUGAAGCUGAAGGUGGAACAAGCUGAAGCCAGGACCCCCCACCCUUCCCUCAAGGACAGAGACACAGACUCAGAAGGAAGACUGAGAUCAUUUUUAUGUCGGACACAGUGGUGACCAGAGAGGGGCAAGGGGCUGGGUUUUCAAACUAAUAAAUAUAGGCAGGGUGAGACCUCCCUGGG